This is a messenger RNA of Centruroides sculpturatus (bark scorpion), 2572 nucleotides long. RefSeq names its product putative mediator of RNA polymerase II transcription subunit 26. Gene Ontology annotation, cellular component: nucleus. Gene Ontology annotation, biological process: regulation of transcription by RNA polymerase II. The record is from RefSeq and is a predicted model, not a curated record. Bases 473 to 2497 code for a protein of 674 amino acids. NCBI's taxonomy places the organism in Eukaryota, Metazoa, Arthropoda, Arachnida, Scorpiones, Buthidae. Gene Ontology annotation, molecular function: DNA-binding transcription factor activity, RNA polymerase II-specific; sequence-specific DNA binding. The transcript has 4 exons.
UAAUACACAAUUCGGCUAAUACAAUAGUUUAUAAUAAAAUACAACCUCGUCCUACCUCACUUUCGACGCCAUCUUUAAUCUUGCCGUCGUCACAAUAUAAAAGGUACAAUUGGUUCGAAUUCCACCAAUCGGAGAGAGCAGGGAUAACUUUUAAAUUCAAAUUUGUAAUAUGCGCUGUUUUCCGGCCACGCUAUUGGACGAUCGGACGGCUGUCAACUAAUCAGGCUCUGAGAUACGACGAGAAAACGUAGAGAGUAGUCAAUGAUGAAAUAGAUUAUUUUAUGAGUAGAAGAUAACUCGUGAAUAUUUUCAGCCGGGACAAAAGUACAGAUAUGAACUAUUGGAGUUUGAAUUAACGAGGAUUUCCUGUAUCAUUAAACUAUUUUUAAAUUAAUUUUGGAUGAUCCAUUUGGAAAGGAAGAAAUCUCUUAUUUGCUAUGCAAAGUUUAUAUAAUGAAACUUUUGUGCAAGAAUGAGUUCGACCCAAUCAAUAGAUCAUUCCUUGCAUAAUGCAGCUACAAUUAACGAAAGCAGACAUCACGAUACUCUUAAUGGCGUCGAAGAAACCGAGCAGGCUCAACUGUUUGAAACAUUACAAAAUAUUGUUUCGCUCGAUGCAAGUACUCUGCCACAGACCACCAUUUCUCAGCCAAUUAAUGCUAAUCUACUGCAGGCUUCGGCACCGAUCAGUCAUAUGUCAAUGACGAAUAUGUCAAUUCAAUCUUCUUUGCCGCCGUUUUCCGUGCCUACAAAUAACAACAUGGUGUCGACUUGGUUAAAUAACAAUUUGCUAAAAGUACAAUCUAGACCCAUAGCUUCUUCAGGGAUUCUUCCACCUGUUACGGAAUUACAUCCUGCAUUGCGCGCAGCUAGCAAUUUUAGAUUGUUAGAACUUAACCAGUCUUCAGUCAUCCCUUCUUGUCCGACGAGUAUACAGCCAGUUACUCAAAACAUUCUUCCAAUUUCUGAGAACAGUAAUAAUAUGAAUAAAAGUCCAGUUUCCAAUAAACCUCAUGCUUUCACAAUUGCAAACAAUGAUAAUAAUUCCCUUCAUCAUAUUUCAGUUUCAAAGGUGAAAUUACCAAAUAUACAACAACCAUUAGUUCAGCAGUCAUUACCUCUUAAUUCCUUACCUAAUAUCUCAGUUUCAAAUGGUAAUCAGCCAUUCGAAAUGCUAACAAAUAACUUAGUGACGUCGCAGUCGAUGGAACCGGAUAAUCUAAUGAAUUCUCUUGUAUCCACUUCAUCUGUCACAAAUUUAUUAUCGAAUAAUUUGAUGGGUUGUAGUCCAUCUUUAAUAAAGGCAUUUGGAUUGAAUGCACAAGAUGAAAAUCUAAAUUUAUCUGCAAAUACUUGUAAUAACGGCAUGUACGAUAACAUUGGUAAUCAAACAUUACAAACUUCGGUAGCAGAAAGUCAGUAUCAGAAACAAAUCGUUAAUCAUUCUAACCAACUUUCUAACGAUACUCAGACUUACUUCACAGAUCUUUCUACUCAAGCAUUAACAUUGUCUACUCCGAUAUUAACUUCUUCCGGUACCGCGUCAGAUAGGUUUGCGAAACAUUCACCUAAUUUAAAUGCAGACUCUUCCGAGGAUACCACUCUCUUGUCAUCCAUCGAAGAGACACGAUGCUUCAAAUGCAAGUUCUGUACAUUCAUUAGUCUUCACAAACAUCUAGUCAUAUCUCAUUUAAAAUCAUCUCAUCAUAAGAAUUUAGAAAUUUCGGAACCAUUAAAGAUUAGAAAUGAAGUGCCCAUAGAAGUGAGUAAGAUGCCAGACAAUAAUUUAGAACAAGGGAAUAUUUUAAUUGAGAGAGAGAAUGUAAAUUACAAUUCAGAAGCAACUAUAUCCUCAAAUUUGAUAAAUCAAAAGGAUAUAAAUAAUACUCCAGUUUCGGAAGAGACCGACAAUCGUUUUCUCUGCGGUAAAUGUCGUAAGGGUUUUUCGUCUCUCGAAGCAUGUCGCCAUCACAUGGUUUCGGAUCAUAGUGUGAAAUGGAAACGUGUCCGUCUAGAACGAAUAGUCAGCACUCAGAAUUCCGGAGUAAAUAAGUCAAAUGGAAACCAAAACGUAACUGUAAAUAAAUCGGGAGUUAUUCUUUUGGAGUUGAACAGUAAAGGAACAACGCCGACGACAAAAGCCAUAAAUCAAAAGUUUAAAAAGUCGAGAGAGAAUAAAAAUGAACCGGAAACCAAAUUAGUGAUUGCAAUGAAGAGACAGAGAGGAGAAGUAACUUCUCGUCAGAAAUCUUGGCAAAGAAAAUUAAAGAGAGAGUACGGAUCAUAUAUCUGCGAGUUUAAAGGUUGCAACAUAAGGUUUCGACAGUUAGACAAUUUAGAAUAUCAUUGUAAGUGCCACGUCGCCGGUUGUUCUGCAUUUAAUUGUCCCGAAUGCGGAAAUCGCUUCGAACAUUGGGGUAACAUUGCCGGACAUCUUUGGCGUCACCAUUCUGUAGAUUUAGAAUUACAUGCUUGUGAUCAGUGUUCUUUUCGGUAAGUCCUUUUCAGAUUUGACCACGGUGGGGGAUUAUGGGGCACAUCUGAACAGAUCACCCGUAAAAAUUUCCUGAAG